AUGGAUAUUGAAAAAUCAGACAACUCAAUCCCCGAAGAAGCUCUCAGGGCCAAGAUCAUCACUAUGGUUACGCUGUUUAGCGUGUCCAUGGUUGUCGGAUGCGUACCAAUACUAAUUUCGAUGAAAUUUAACUGGUUUGCUAAUUCAGCCGGUUCAAAUAUGCGAUCAUCAAAUCAACUGGUAAUCGGGCUACUGGCCUUUGGUGGAGGAGUGUUAUUUGCUACAACAUUCUUGCAUUUGUUGCCAGAAGUUGACGAAAAUAUCAAGUUACUGCAAGAAAAUGGCGAACUACCUCAUAUGCCGAUAUAUCUGGCAGCUUUGAUAAUGUGCAGUGGCUUCUUCAUGAUGUAUUUAGUAGAGGAAUUAGUACAUGUAUACAUUAGCAAUCGAGAAAAUAAAACAGCGAAUACGAGUUUUACUAGAGUGCUGAGUAUCAGACGAAGCAGUGAUGUGGCUGAGAACUCCGACGAUAAGACUAUCGCAACCAAGGAAGUAGAAGCGGGGAAUCAUCAUGAAACCAGUCAUAUUGCGCUGAACUUAUCGGAUGAUUCUAUUGUAUCCGCUUUAAGAGGCUUACUCAUUGUCCUAGCGCUGUCUGUUCAUGAACUUUUCGAAGGGCUCGCAAUUGGAUUGGAGGCUUCUGCGAGGAACGUGUGGUACAUGUUCGGCGCUGUCUCUGCUCACAAAUACAUAAUCGCGUUUUGCAUUGGAGUGGAGCUGCUGGCGGCUGGCACGAAACGCUGGCUAUCUGUGGUGUACAUCUUUACCUUCUCCUUCGUAUCGGCGCUAGGUAUAGGCGUCGGUAUACUUCUGGUCGGUGGUGCCGGCGCCUCUGAGGCAGGCCCUUACUCAGUCAUACUGCAGGGUCUUGCGUGUGGGACACUAGUGUACGUGGUGUUCUUCGAGGUGUGGCGGCAAGAUCGCACAGGCUUAUCGCAGUUCCUCUGCUCUGUGGCCGGAUUCACGCUUAUGGUGUGUCUGGAAGUUGCCGUUGAGUUGGCUGCCUGA
Parnassius apollo (apollo) is the source of this 1008-nucleotide messenger RNA. The record is from the annotation of a GenBank genome assembly. NCBI's taxonomy places the organism in Eukaryota, Metazoa, Arthropoda, Insecta, Lepidoptera, Papilionidae.